Messenger RNA from Octopus bimaculoides (California two-spot octopus), 1416 nucleotides. RefSeq names its product DNA fragmentation factor subunit beta. Gene Ontology annotation, molecular function: DNA endonuclease activity. The record is from RefSeq and is a predicted model, not a curated record. Gene Ontology annotation, cellular component: cytoplasm; nucleus. Lineage: Eukaryota; Metazoa; Mollusca; Cephalopoda; Octopoda; Octopodidae. Gene Ontology annotation, biological process: apoptotic DNA fragmentation; apoptotic process.
UGUCCGUCUUCAAAUUUCACCUAGAUCGACUUUGCUUUUCAUCUUUUUGGAGUCGAUAAAAUAAGUGCCAGUUUGAAAACCGGAGUUGAUGUUAUCGACUUACCCCCUCCCUCGAAAUUGUUGGCCUUGUACCAAAAUUUGAAACCAUUAUAGUAGUACUCUUUCGGUAAAAGUCUAUGAUGUCAUUAAUGAGACAGCUAAACAGUCAAACACGCACUCGCGCAUACACUCACUUACGACUAAUGACUCGAAACGUUGCCGAUAUUUUUUCGUUUUCUUUUACUAUCAAUAUGAAUAAUUUACAAAUAGCAUCAGAAAAACUAGAGAUUUUUGUCAAGGGAGAUAAUGUGCUAGAUCAAUAAUGUGUAAGUGUUUCCUAUGUGUGUACGUGUUGGGUACACGUGUAUUUGUAUAUAAAUACGUGUCAUUGACAUUUAAAGUGAACAAAUAUAUUUGUUUUGUAUAUAUAUACAUGUUCGCAUUCAAAGUGCAUUAAUACAUUUUGUUUUGUAUAUAAAUAUAAUUUGUUUACAUCGUAAGGAUGGAUGCCAAUGAAGUCAGAGUGGUUCUGGAAGAUGAUGGUACACUUGUAGAUAGUUCCUAUUUUAAAAGAUUACCUCCACAGACAGUUUUUGUGUUACUUAGAAAAGAUGAGAAAUGGUCAGGCAUAAUGAACAUGAUCCAAAAUAUCUUCAAGGCAGAUGGUUUAGAUCUGCAAGAAAUUUUGAAGUCAGAUGCUGGAGAUGAAUUGUUGGAGAAAAUAAAGAAAGUAAUGAAAGAAACUCAAGAUGACAGGUCGUGCUUGGAACUUCGAAGUGAAGAUGAAAAUUGGUUUGCAGACGUUAAAAAGACAUUUAAAAGGAAAUCAGAAUAUAUGAAUUACAAAGCACAGAGCCGUGUAAAGAAAUAUUAUAGUGAUGCAAGUGCCAAACUCAGGAAAGAUGUAGAUCAAGAGAUUUCUAAAGUUAUUCAAAAACUCAUCGACCAACUAAAAACUAAACUUGAGAAGAAUUCUUAUCAGGGAGCAUAUUUUGAUCGCACUGCUUCAGAAACUGAACGGAUUUGUGACUCAGAUGGCUGGUUCAACUGUGAAGGGAAGUUUGAUGAAAAUACAUGUAAAAAGUCACAUAAAAUCAACCCUUACUCAACUAGGGAAAACUGUAUGCUAUUUGCUUUGUGGGAUCUGGACCAUAUAAUUGAGAAGACUCGGGUUGUUAUACCAAUGGUGUUAAAGGCAGCUAAGAUGAAAAAAACAAAGCAGAUAUUGUCAUGUGAUAAAAUUUAUAAUCUUUUGUUCACCAGACAGAAUCUUAAACUGGUGUACAAGGAAUGUCACGACAAAAAAUCUCGUGUUUCCACCCUUGACUGGAAUACUUUAUAUUUAUAAUCUGUAAAUAAAAGAGGGGUGUUUUAGUA